Penaeus vannamei (Pacific white shrimp) is the source of this 589-nucleotide messenger RNA. NCBI's taxonomy places the organism in Eukaryota, Metazoa, Arthropoda, Malacostraca, Decapoda, Penaeidae. The record is from RefSeq and is a predicted model, not a curated record.
CAACCCAAACACAAUCCACAUAUUUCGAUCAAUCAGACCCCGAGAGCGAGAACCAGAGACCGAAAACAACGAGAAAAAUCGAAAUACACCGAACGAUCCAUUCCGGAGCGUUUCCCCCGAUCGCGAAAACCCUCCCACACGCGUAGGUGACGACGAACAGGUGAGUACAAGCGGUUAUAAGGCACCGCGGGAUCUCUCACUAAUCACAUUUGCCCACAGUGUUCAGCAACGGACACAUCUCCUCCUCCUCCAGCAGCCUCACUCAUCCUCCACCGCCUCACACACUCUUAAAACCUCGACCGCAAACUCCGCAAGAAUGUCGCGCUGGAUUGUCAACCUUCUCUUGGUCGUCCUUGGAGUGGCUGCUCUCUCUAGCCAGGCAUGGGGACAAUGUUCGAAGUUCGGCCACUCCUGCUACGGCGGCCACGGCAAGAGGAGCGAGGACCAAUACCCUUCCAGCAUCGACUACGCGGCAGCCAAUCAGGUCCCCGCCCUCGCACUCAAGGCAUCCCAGGACGACGCCCUGACCUGGGAUGACUCCGCCCCCGCCGUCACCAACCCCGAGAUCGUCGCUAAUGUUCGGAACUGG